This is a messenger RNA of Cuscuta campestris, 2698 nucleotides long. NCBI's taxonomy places the organism in Eukaryota, Viridiplantae, Streptophyta, Magnoliopsida, Solanales, Convolvulaceae. The record is from the annotation of a GenBank genome assembly.
CUUUAAGUUUGAGGCAUCGUAGGAAUGAACGUAUCUUGGUGUGGCACUACGGAAUUAAACGUUGUUGCAGCCAUGGCGAAUUCGUUUCUAAUGACUCACGCACAAAACCAAUUUCAAAUUUGAGCUACAACGGUGGUUAAUUCGGUAACGCCACGCCAUAUUACGUCGGUUUCUUCAAUGCCUCAAACGAACAUAGCCUGAAAUGUAUCCAUUUUACUCCGCUGUGAAUGAGUUUAUGGCUGUGAUGAUUUUGAAGAAAUGAAAUCCGUUUAUGAGAUUUUUAGCUUUUGUUCAUAUAAGAGACAAACGUAUCUUGGCGUGGCAUUACGGAUUUAACCGCCGUUGCAGCCAUGGCGAAUUCGUUUCUGAUAUGAAUCAAGCCCAACACAGGAUUUUAAAUUUGAGCUAAAACGGUUUUAGGCCCUGAUAUUUAGGCUUCCCAAUUCUGUUACAGUGAUUUUUAGGCUUUGUUUGUUUGAGGCAGUGAAGAAACUGAACGUAACUUGGCGUUGGGUUACCUUACUAACCACCAUUAUACCAGCCAUGGCAAUUUGGUUUCUUAGAUUGCCUCAAGUGUAUCGAUUUUGUGUGGGUGUGUAUAAGAAUUCACGGGUGUUCAGAUUUUGAAUUUAUGAAUUAAUUACUUUGAUUUUCAGGUUAUUACUGUUUGAGGCAUUGAAGAAUUGAAUGCAACUUGGCGUGGCAUUACGGAAUUAACCACCGUUGAACCAGCCAUGGCGAUAUGGUUUCUUUCAUUGCCUCAAACGCCUAAAUUUCGUGCUGGUGUGAGUAAAUAUUUUAUGGCAUAUGAUGAUUUUGAAGUAAUGAAAUAUGUUUCUCUGAUUUUCAGGCUUUGUUCAUUUCAGGCAAUUUAAGAAACCAAUGUAAUAUGGCGCGAUGUUACGCAAUUAAGCACCAUUGUAGACUCCAUUGCGAUUUGAUUUCUUAAAUUGCCUGAAAUGUAGCCAUUCACGUGGGUCUGUGUAUGAGUUUAUGGCUGUGAUGAUUUUGAAGAAAGGAAAUCUGUUUAUGAGAUCUUUAGUCCUUUAAGUUUGAGACAUCGUAGGAAUGAACGUAUCGUGGUGUGCCACUACGGAAUUAAACGUUGUUGCAGCCAUGGCGAAUUCGUUUCUAAUGUGACUCACGCACAAAACCAAUUUCAAAUUUGAGCUACAACGGUGGUUAAUUCGGUAACGCCACGCCAUAUUACGUCGGUUUCUUCAAUGCCUCAAACGAACCUAGCCUGAAAUGUAUCCAUUUUACUCCGCUGUGAAUGAGUUUAUGGCUCCCAGCUCUUUUUUACCGUUAAAAAAUAAUGCCCUAAAUCUUCAUUUAUAAAAAUUAGUCCUCCGUACUACCUAAUUAUCCUAGACUUCGUCUUUGUCGUCCUCGUUCGAGACCUCCUUCAAAAUUUCCCCAAAACCUUCGUAGCCCUAGCAAACUUUGGAGAAGGGAGUGAAUUGAGGCUGGAAGUCCGAGACAAACACCUUGAAGACCUAGAAUUUCUCACGAGGACUCGGUCUCCACGCCACCAGAGAGAAGCGGUGACUAAGCCGGAGGAGAGGUAUGUCGUCGACGCUACUUGAGGUAACCCGCGCGUCACACGAGGAGAUAGAGCGGCUCGAGCGGGUCAUCGUUAAGGAUCUCCAGACCGAGCCGGCCACCAAUAAGGACCGCCUCUACCAGAGCCACCCCGUUCGCAACGUUAUUGAGAGAAUCAUUGACACCACGCACAGACUUGUCGAUAUCUAUGAAGAUAAAGACGGGGUGCGGAAGGAUGAGAUUGCGGCUCUGGGAGGACAAACUGCUACUGGAAGUAACAUGUACAGUGCUUUUUAUGACAGAUUAAAGGAGAUACGCGAAUACCAUAGACGGAAUCUUGGUGCACGUGUUCUUGACACCAGUGAUGAGUAUGAACAACUUCUCAAGCAUGAACAACAAAUUACGUUUAGUGGGGAAGUGAGUGCUUUUACAAUACUUGCAAUUAUUUGUGCAUGCAUUUGCAUUUGGAUGACUUGUGGCAGCACUUCAGUGCCCAAAUCCUUUAGAGAGUAAUAAUUUGCUCUACCAUUAUAGAUUUUAUAGUAGUAUUUGUUGUUCACAAAAAGAAAUAAUGAUUUAGAACAAGAUAGGAUUGUGAAGGAUCUAUACAGAAAAGCUUCUAUAAGAGAUUCCUGUUAUGGAUUUAUUACCAAAAUUUGCAGUAAAAAUGUAGGAGCAGCUGAUACUGUCUAGGGAGUAAAGUUUUCAAAUUGGAAAAAGCAUUUAGUCAGAUUGAACUUAUGCCAAUUCUGAGAUUUUUGUUUGUUUGCAGUUGUAGUUAAGUUUUUAGCUUUCCCUAUGCAAGCUCCAUAGUCCACAGAGAGGGACCGAUUCAUAGAUGUAAGAAAUUACGAAUGACUUCUGUAAUGGGAGAAUGUGUUGAAUUUGGACCAACAAUCAAUCUGUUUUUUUUCAUUUUCUGCCCAUCUCCUUAUAAUUUAUUAAAUUACCAUCUCCAUUGUGUGUACAAUUCGACAUGCGUAAGGAUUCUAAAAGUACUCUGCCGUUGUCUAAUGGUAACACCCGAUAACAUUAAUCCUAUGUAUGUAUGUAUGUAUGUAUGUAUGUAUGUAUGUAUGUAUGUAUGUAUGUAUGUAUGUAUGUAUGUAUGUAUGUAUGUAUGUAUGUAUGUAUGUAUGUAUGUAUGUAUGUAUGU